Molecule: messenger RNA, 5273 nt
Organism: Tachysurus fulvidraco (yellow catfish)
Lineage: Eukaryota; Metazoa; Chordata; Actinopteri; Siluriformes; Bagridae
Gene: plekhm2
Product: pleckstrin homology domain containing, family M (with RUN domain) member 2
Exons: 20
Coding region: 692-3727 (1011 amino acids)
Biological process (GO): lysosome localization; positive regulation of membrane tubulation; regulation of protein localization
Cellular component (GO): endosome membrane
Molecular function (GO): kinesin binding
Source: RefSeq, a predicted model, not a curated record
AGUGACAGCUGGGGAUCAUGUGAUAGUUUUAUAUUUUGCUAUUUAUGUUAGCUAACUAGCACCGAAGCUGUGCUAAUCGCUAACUAGUUUUUAAGCUGUACAAGCCGGUGGGAGAAAACUGCUAAACGAUUAGCAAUAUUUCAGAACAUUGUGCUUCCUUUAGAAACAACACAAGGAGGCUUCUUUCAAUGAGGAAAUUUUUAUUGUCUUUGAAAACAAAAGUUGUAGCAAAGCUUUAGUUAAUUAUUUAUUAAGCAGGUUUUUUUUUCUUUACUAUAUCGUUAUUAAACUUUGGAUAAGCGGCUAAUUAUCUACGGAAAGCUUUUAAAGUCAGCUAAUUGUCAGCUAGUUAGCAAACAAACCGGUCGCUAUAACUGAUAAAGCCGUUAACUUAGCUAGCUAGUUAGCUUAGAAAACUUUGUAAGGUUUAAGCUUGUUUUUUUUUUUUUUAGUCAGAGAUGAGACUAAAUUGUGGAAAAUUAUUCCGGAUAGUUUUAUACAUGUAGGAGACUGUCAAGACAGUGAAAGUAGCCUGUAGUGCCGGAAGGGCACAGAGCCAGAGUGCACACGCUUUUACGUUAUUGACAUUACAUCGUAACCAAUAGUGUUAGCUAGUAGCGUGUUUGCUAACACUCCCUCAACCUGCAUCAGCUGACAUCCUCGGGUGAGUACAGCAGCAGAGCCAGCCGCUAUGGAUCAACUCAAAGUCAAAGAUAGGAUUCUUGAAAACAUAUCCCUGUCUGUAAAGAAGUUGCAGAGUUACUUUGCAGCUUGUGAAGAUGAUACACCAGCCAUCAGGAACCAUGACCGUGUUCUCCAGCGGUUAUGUGAGCACCUAGACCACGCGUUGUUAUAUGGGCUACAGGAUAUAUCUUCAGGUUACUGGGUAAUUGUCUUACAUUUUACACGACGGGAAGCCGUUCGACAGAUUGAUGAACUUCAGCACAUAGCCACCAACCUUGGAAGAAGUCGUGCAUGGCUGUACCUGGCACUCAGUGAAAGUUCUUUAGAAAGCUAUCUUCGUCUUUUCCAGGAGAAUCAAACACUUUUGCAUAAAUACUACUUCAAGAAUGCCCUGGUUUGCAGCCAUGACCAUCUCACUUUGUUCCUUACACUCGUUUCGGGUCUGGAGUUCAUCCGCUUUGACCUUGAACUGGAUGUUCCUUACCUGGAUGUGGCACCUUACAUGCCAGACUAUUACAAACCACAGAAUCUUUUGGAUUUUGAGGAGAGAUUGCCCAGUUCUGAUAGUUUAUCUCUGCACUCAUUCAACUCCACUAAUCUUGAGUGGGAUGACAGUGCCAUCGCACCCUCGAGUGAAGAUUAUGAUUUUGGUGACAUCUUCCCUGUGUUGCAGUCAAUGCCAAGUGCAGACUGGGAAGAAGGAGAUCUAACUGACCCAGUCAGUGGUCCUCGCUCUUCAGCCUCAGACCCCCAAACUGUAAUCACAGACACUGUUGUCAAAACAGCAGUCGCUCCAGUUCGGUGUACGUCUGUGUCACGUAGCCCCACAUUUCACUACAACCCCUUUAAUGAAGACUCGGACACUAACACCUCAGCAGAUGUUACACCGGUGCACACAGCCAGCCGCCAUGACAUUCCUGCUGGGGAUGACACAGAGAGCACCAGCACAGAUCUGGAGGUCAUAAGGAUGGUCAGGAGAAGGAAACCAGUUAAGAAGCGCCGGGGAAGAGGCUCAACUGACUCUGUCAGCAGUGGACAUAGCAUGCAGUCUCCAGAACAAGUUGAAAUGGAGGAAUCCCUUCAGAUCAACAAUGAAAGGAUGAAUCCAGCGGAUGGAAGUGUUGAAGGUAGCAUUAACUCUCUGGAUGCCCUGGACGGCUCAGCACGAGCAGCCACAAGGAAAAGUGAAGACCAGGAACCCGAAGCACUGUUGAGGCUUCCUGAAAUGACAGACACGUCCAUGGACAGUGUAGGCCAGCCACUUAAAGACGUAAUGGAUAGAUUAAACGGGGCUCUGGAUGGAAAGAGAUGGGAUGGACAAGAAGACGAGGAAGAGGAGGCAGAGAAUGGCAUUAAUCCACCCACAUCUGCACUUCAGCAUCAGCCCUUUCGGGAGGAUGAAGGCGGAGAGCCUCCUGACCCAGACAGGCAGUCACGCAUUAUGGCCUCAGCAUCUACAGCACACUUCUACUGCUUUACCUCCCACAGUGCAGAUGCUGUUGCCAAGAGUGGUAGCCACCAUGACUCUGCAGGGAAUGGCAAGUCGCAAACUCUUUAUGGUGGCCAUGAAGAUGAGAGAGAAGGAGAGACAGCAGAAGAGUUUGCAUCCUCCAAAAUAGAAGAGAAAGAGAGGGGGGAUGUUGAGAUGGAGCAGUCAAAUGGUCCUGCUCAGAUCAAAUCUAAUGGAAAUGAAGCAGGAGAAGGAUGUGUUCCAGCAGAGAGUUUUCAUCCUGCAGAAUUUAGGGUCGAUAAUAAUCUUCUGCUACUUCUUAUGAUCCAUGUAUUCCGGGAGAACGAGGAGCAACUCUUUAAGAUGGUGAGAAUGAGUACUGGCCACAUGGAGGGGGACCUGCAGCCUCUCUUUCUGCUUCUAACAGACCAUUAUAUUUACCUGUUGCGGAAAGGAGCAGCAGACAAGCCAUACAAUGUAGAGGAAGCUGUGUCCUACAGUGAACUAGAUUACAUUUCUGUGGGUUUAGACCAGCAGACAGUCAAUCUGGUUUGCACCAACAGAAGGCGGCAGUUUCUUCUGGAUACUGCAGAUUGUUCACUCACUAUCUGGUUUCUCAACAUGCUGAAGUCUUCAAUGAUUAACGGCUGCACCGAACUGCCUUUCCCUGCUGUUUUGACUGAUGCGACUAUGGAAAAGCUGGCUCUGACUAAGUUUGUGUGCCAAGAGUCUCACUGUGAGGUAUCAGAAGUCAGUAUUCGUCUCUAUUCCCUCGUUCAUUGGGAAGAUCCCAUGGACAUGGGUUUGGGCAGUCUCACCUCUCCGUCAGGUUUAGAGAAGUCCAGUAGUACCAAAGAGGGGGCCCUUUUAUAUCGAACAGGGACAUCAUACCUGGGGAAGGAGCUGUGGAAGAGUUGUUACCUUGUGCUCAGCAGUGGCAUCCUUUUUCUGUAUGCUGAAAGGACUGAUGUUACCCCGUUGAUGUCAAUUACCAUGGGGGGUGAACACUGUGGAGGCUGCAGGCGCUCAAACAGCAACGAGAGGCCACAUGCAUUCCAGGUGAUCCUGACAGCAAGUUCUCCUCUGGAGCUGAGUGCAGAAAAUGAGCUAGACAUGGCAGAAUGGAUGCAGCUCAUCUGUCAGGCUGUGUCUAAAGGAGUGAUUCCACAGGGAGUCGCACCAACACCUUGUAUCCCAUGCUGCCUUGUUCUCACCGACAUGAAGUUGUUGACAUGUCAUCAGGAUUGCCAGACCAGUUUUUUCCGUUCGCUUGGUGCAGCUGAUAUCAGUGACGUCACGGCUAUCUGCCUCGAGGAGGAUAAGGAAUAUUGUGUUAUUGAAUUUGCAGCCGACCGCUCUCAGUUCCUCCCUUCAUGGGUUCUUUAUUUUAGUGGUUGUGGGGAGAGGGAUCGGCUCUUGGGAGAACUCGAUUCUGUGUGGAGAUCUAUAUUCCAGGUUUCUCUGACUCGAAAGGGAGUAUCGGACGAGCUGGUGCAGAAGAGGUGCAGGGAGGCACUGGAGCUGAUGAGGAGCGCCUGGAAGAGGAGUGACAGUCUACACAGAGGAAGGUGCCAUCGAGAGCCAUGGUGCUGAGAGCUGGUCAGUCCUACCAGAAUAGACUGAGGGCAAGCGCGUGACUCAUCUUCCUUCUAUUAAUGUGUGUGUGAACAGCAGGCUGUGUGAGGACAUAGACACAUCUACAAAUACUACAAAUAUUACAGUUGUAGUGUAGAGUAGACAAAUUGCCAAUUGAAUGGGAAUGCACUGUAAACACUGAGCUGAUUGAAUUUUCAUUAUCGACAUCCUUGUGUAGCCGGACACUUCACAAAUGUACAGUUUGUGUAAAGUGUAAAUAUAAGGUGCUUAGUUAGUUAACGUUACUUUCCUCCUUGUAAAGCUCUUUUUAUUAAAUACCUCACUAAAACUAUGUAUGCAAAGGUACUUUGAUGGACUUCAGUCAAUGAUUUACUGUUUUGACUCGUUGCUAAUGAAAUCUAAGGUGUUUAUUUUCUGGCUGCUGAAGGUAGAUUUCUGUAUAUUCAUCAACGCACAAGAAGAACGAAAAAAGGAAGCUGGUUAAAAAUGAAAGAGUGCUUGUUUGUACCAGCUUGCAAAAUUGCACAUGAUUAGUAAUUUUAGUUGUUUUUCUACAUUGCUUUUACUAAAAUUAUCUAGAAUGAUUUUUCUAAUGUGAUGAAUGUAAUUGCUAUGGGACAAUUAAUCCAUCACCUUGGAUGAAGCUUCUUGCUUAUGGAUUUCUGAAAUGCUGAUUAUGUAAUCAUCUGUUUCAUGUAAAACCACUUUUUGUUUUCCAAGACACAUUCUGAAGAAAAGAUGAUAUUAAUAGCAACUUCAGUACACCGGCACAUUAUAGGGCCUAAAGUUAAAGCCAUGUAAUCCUUACAUUAUUUUAUUUGUAUUUAUGCUGCAUUAGCCAACCAGUGUUUAAGGCUCGUAUGUGAUUUUAUGUCUGGCAGAUCCCAUCACUUCACUGAUGAGUUUGCUUGACUUCUACACAGAUCCAUGUAUGCUCAAUUCAUGUAAAAAAAAAUAUCCUGCUUGAGUUUUACAUGCAAGGUGUUUUUUUUUCUUUUCUCAAUUACACUCGAGUACAGUUUCCAGCAUUAUUUAAUUACACUUUUUUUUUUUUUCUUCUAAUCGAUUCGCCAUUCCAUGAUUUGAUACAUACUGUAAUGAGGUACACUCUGGAAAUACUGUCAAACUGUAUGUUUGUGCGUGUAAAUUAUCUGAGGAUGUUUCCCUGGCUGUUAUGACUUGGUGUGAUGAAGUAAGAUAUAGAACCUCAGGUUUCAUGAAAGUUGUCUGAAUUCAAUGUAAACUGUAUAUGUAGACAUUGCAGGACAAUGAUGGAUUACAGAUGGAAUGUCUAAAUUGUAUAAAAGCCCUUUUUUAAUGUGUUUGUAAUGCAUAUGUACAUAUUCUCUUUGUAUUUAGUUGCUUAUUUUAUUUGUGUGCUUUGGCAUUGUUAAUAAAGUAACCCAGUUUGUCCUGAUACUUGAUUUUAAAUACACUAACUGCUGCAUGAUUUGUUUCAUUUUGAUUUUUUUACAUUUUCUUUUAACCUAUGUUUUUUUUUUUUUUUUUUUUGUAAAUGGGAAAUAAACAAAAACAAAAUGUA